Molecule: messenger RNA, 12557 nt
Organism: Rhinolophus ferrumequinum (greater horseshoe bat)
Lineage: Eukaryota; Metazoa; Chordata; Mammalia; Chiroptera; Rhinolophidae
Gene: ZDBF2
Product: zinc finger DBF-type containing 2
Exons: 6
Coding region: 493-7794 (2433 amino acids)
Biological process (GO): epigenetic programming of gene expression; genomic imprinting
Molecular function (GO): nucleic acid binding; zinc ion binding
Source: RefSeq, a predicted model, not a curated record
ACCUUCCCUGACGUCAAACCUCAAUCGGGGCUGCAACGCUGCGUUGCCCCUGGAGGACUACGUGGGUUGAGUCGUGACUGGGGUCCGGGUCCUGCAAGUGACGCUCUCACUUUGCUUCUCCUCUCGCACUGGCGGGAGAGGAGGGUGGCUCCUCUAUCUGGUUACGCGGGCAGCAGGCAGCAGGCGCGGGCGGCCGCGGCGCUCUGGACGGCUCGGGGGUCCGGGCACCGCCAUGGAACCGGAAUAGGAAGGGAGCGCACCCACCGGUCCUGGGCCUCCACCGGGGCCCGGAAGGAAUCCGGGCGGCCACCGCGGAGAUGUGUGCCAGGACUAAUAAUAGCUGACGAAAUACCUACCCUUUUCUGCUCAAGAGGCUGAUUUAAUUGAUUUUUUCCCCCGUAAGUGUUGAAAGUCAAAAAGUCAGUUUCUUAUAAUAAAAAGUAAUAGUUUGACUAUUCAACGACAAUAUCCAUUUGGCUUUGGUUAUUCAACAUGCAGAGCAGACAAGGAUAUUGCAGUUAUUGCUGUGUGCGCUAUAAUAAUCUGGAACAGCAUGUGUCCAGUGCUCAGCACAGAUACUUGACCACACAGAAUAGGCAACGGAUGGGUACCAGUAGUUUGAUGGAACGUUUUUUGCAGGAUGUACUGCGGCACCACCCAUAUCAUUAUCAAGAAAGCAGAUCAAGGCAAAAUGAGAGACUUCUUAGGAAUACUGCAUCACCUUCUGAAUACUGCACCACUGAUGAUUCUGUUCCUGAAGAAAUGACUGAUGAUGCUACUGGAGUCAGAGGAGAGAUAGCCACCAAAAGUUUUGAACCUAUUGAGGAGUUAUAUGCUAGACCUAGUAAAUCUCAAGAGUAUAUACAGGGUGUUCCAAUUCGGCCCUCAGUUAUUCAAAAAUUGGAGAAGGGGCAGCAGCAGCCCUUGGAGUUUGUUUAUAAAAUUGGGAGUGGCCUGAAAGAAUUUAAUCAAGUAGGUAUUGGUCAAGCCACAAAUAAUGGACAAAACGUAUUAUGUCCAUCAGUGAUUUCUACUGCGCCUGCUAGUCGUUUACCUGAAAGUUCUUAUGGUCGACCAGUUACAACUAAUACUGCAAGGUUACCACUAGCAGCCCAUUUGGAUUCAGUUAUCAAAUGUGACCCAAACCAAGUUGACAGGUACCUUGAACAGCGAGAUAGGAGCUCUAGAAAUCCUAUGCUCUCAUCCCAUCUGGAAACUUCUUCAGUUUUAUAUCAGAAACCUAAAGAGUCAAAUAGGAAAUCCGUGUGUUUCAAUUCAGAUAAAUUGGUUAUUCAGGAAGAUGUGAAAUCUCGGGGUGAAACUUUGUCAACUGGCUUUAAAUCUCAUGGAUUUAUGGGUACUGAAGGCUCCUUAAAAUUUGAAUCUCUUUCCAAAUUAGCAGUAAACCCAGCAAUUAAUCUGAAUAAAACUGAUAUGCCUUCUAAUAAAGGAAUCUUUGAAGAUGCCAUUCCAAAGCACCAUGAGAAAUUCUUUUCUAAUAUGGAUCGUACCCAGGAAGUAAAGCAUUUGGUUUUUAACAAGUCAGCCUUUUUGAAACAGAAGAGCCCAGUGAGCUCUGAAAUGAAGUUUGCUUGUGGCUCUCCUCAGUCACUGUCUGAUCAACCUGAAGAGACUUCACAAGACCUUUGGAGUGAGGAGCAAAUUGACCAAGAAGAUAAGAACUAUGAAUCAAGAGGUUCUGAAAUGAGUUUUGAUUGCAAUUCCUCUUUUCAUUCACUGACUGACCAAUCUAAAGUGACUGCCAAAGAAAUAAACCUUUCAACGGAAGUACAUACUAAUUUGCAGCAUAAGAGUAAUAAAUCUUGUGUUUCUGAUGUAAGUUCUGAUUGUGAUAGCCCUCUUCAGUUGGCUACCAACCGAACUCAAGUAAUUGUUAAAGGUGUUAGUGUUCAGAAGGCAGUGCAUAUUAGCCUGGUUGACGAAAGCUAUGAUUCUAGUGAUUCUGAGAUGAAUUUUGAUUGUGAUACCUCACUUCAGUCAACUGAUGACUGCCCCCAACAGCCUGCAAAGGAAGUAGACCUUCCUAAGGAGGCACACAUUUACUUGGUUGAUAAGAACUAUGGAUCCAGUGGCUCUGAAAUAAGUGCUGAUUCUAUUUUUUCACCUCGGUCAGUGGUUGACCGACGCCCCGUGGUUGUCACUGAAACAGAACUUCAGAAGAAUGUUCACAUUGGCUUGGUAGAUAUGAACUAUGGAUCGAGUUGCUCUGAAACAAGUUUUGAUUAUGAUGUUUCUUUUCAGUCAGUAGUUGUCCAUCCCCAACUGGCUGUCAAAGAAAGAAACCUAAAGGAUAGGCAUGUUUACCUGAAGGACAACCAUCAAUCUAGUAGUUUUGAAGCACAUCUUGAUUGUGAUCUCUCUCUUGAGACAAUGACUGAUGAACCUCAGAGGGCUGUUGAAGAAAUAAAUCUUCUGAAAGAUAAGAAUGACCUUGUGGAUAUGAACUGUGAAUAUUAUUGUUCUGAAAUGAGUUUUCAUAUUGAUACUCAAUUAGUGGCUGACAAACCCCAAGUAGUGGUUCAGGAAGUAAAUACUCAAGAAGUAGCUACUGACCUGCAGAAUAAGAGUGCUAAAUCUAGUGUUUCUGAUCUGAGUUUUGAUUCUCAUGCUUCUCUUUAUCAGUCAGCUAAUGAACAACCUCAUGGAGCUCUGGGAGAAAUAAAUCUGAAAGAGUUAAAUGUUGACAUGGAAGUUAGGAGCUAUGGGUGCUCCAGUUCUGAGUUGACUUUUGAUUCUGAUCCCCCUCUUCUGUCAGUUACUAAGCAUUCUGAGCUGGAUGUUGAAGAAAUAAGAAAAAAGCACAUUAACCUGGAAGAUGAGAGCUGUGGGUCAAAUAGUUCUGAAAUAACUUUUGAUUCUGAUAUUCCUCUUUGCUCAGUAGUUGACCAAUCUCACGUAGCUGUUUAUGAGGAGGAACCUGUUAAUCUGGAAUAUAAGAGUAAUGAAUCUUGUGUUUCUGAAAUAACUUUUGAUUCGGAUAUACCUCUUCAUUCAGGGACUGAUCAACCUGAAGUAGCUGUUAAAGAAAUAAUCACUCAGAAAGAAGACUAUGUACACUUAGGAAGGAAGAAUGAUGAACCCAGUGGUUUUGAAAUAAGUUUGGAUUCUUAUGUCCCUCCUCAUUCAAUGACAAAUCCUUAUGAAGUAGUUAUUAAGAGGCUGAAUCUUCAAAAAGAACAGGUACACUUUGAAAGUAAGAAAAAUGAACCUAGUGGUUUUGAGUUAAACUGGGAUUAUGGUAUUUUUCAUUCAGUAAUCGGACAUUCUGAAGAUCUCAUUAAACAAACAAACCUUCGGAAAGAAGAGCAUGUUCACUCAGAAAACCAGGGUAAUGGACCUAGUGUUUCUGAAAUCAAUUUGAAAUCUUAUAUUUCUCAUUUAGUGACUAAGCAUCCUGACAUGACUGUGAAAGAAAUAAACCAUCAGAAAAAAGAACACGUAAACUUAGAAGACAAGGGUAAUGAAUUAAAUAUUUCUGAAACAAGCUUGGAUUUCGCUAUCCCUCUUCACUCAGUGAUUCACAAAGCUGAAGUAGUUGUUAAAGAAACAUGGCUUCAAAAAGGAAAGCAUGCUAAAUUCCAAGAUACAAGUGCUGAAUUUAGUGCUUCUGAAAUAAAUUUAGGUUCUGAUGUCCCUCAUUAUUCAGUGACUGAACCUCAAAUAGCUGUUGAAGAAAUACAUGUUCAGAAAGAAGAACGUGUUGUUUUAGAAAACAAAAGUGAUAAAAGUGGUGGUUCUGAAAUAAUUUUGAAUUCUCAUGUCCUUCCUCAGUCAAUGACUGAAAAACCUAAAAUACCUGUUUUGAAAGAGGACCAUGUUGACCCAGAAGAUGAAAAUACUGAUUCUAGAGGUUUGGGAAUAAAUUUGGAUAUUGAUGCCUCUCUUCAGUCAGUCAUUGACCAAUCUCAACUAGCCCUUUUGAAGGAAAAACAUGUUGAUCUGGAAGACACAAACAGUGAAUCGAGUGAUUAUAAAGUAAAUUUUAAUUCUGAUGACCGUCUUCAGCCAUUGACUGAUCAAUUCCAGGAAGUGAUUAGAAAAACAAACCUGUGGAAGGUAGAGGAUAUUGGUCUGGAAAAUAAAGUUGAUGAACCUAAUUGUUCUAAAUUAAUACAGGAUUCUGAUGUUUCUCUUCAUUCUGUGCCUGAUCAACCUGAAGCAGCUAUUAAACAAAUAAACCUUGAUAAUGAAGGGCAUGUAUACUUUGAAGAUAAUAACAGCCAAUAUAGUGGUUCUGAAAUGAGUUUGGAUUCUGAUUUCUUGGUUCAGCCAAUAGUUGACCAAUCUCAAAUAACUAUUUUGGAGAAGGAGCAUAUUGGGCUAGAAGAUAAGCACAAGCACAAUCCAUCUUGUGGUUCUGAAAUAAGUUUUGAUUCUGAUGAUCCUCUUCAAUCAGUAGCUGACCAGGUUAGAGAAACUGUUAAAGAAAUAAGCCUUUGGAAGGAUGAAGUUGAUGUGGAAGAUAAGAGUGAUAAAUCUAAGGGUUUUGAAAUUAUGUAUGAUUCUGAUGUCCUUUUUCAGUCAGUGGCUGGCCAAACUGCGGAAGUAAUUAAGGAGAUCAACCUUUGGAAGAAGCAUGUAGACUUGGAAGGUAAGACUGUCAAAUCUAGUGAUCCUAAAAUAAAUUUUGAUUCUGAUGGACCUCUUCAGUCUGUGGCUAAUGAAAUUCAAGAGGCUACUACAGAAAUAAAUCUUCUGAGGGAGGAACAUGUUUGUCUGGAUGAUAAGGGCUAUGAACCCAAUGAUUCUGAAAUAAUUUAUGUUUCAAAUGUCCCUUUUCAAUCAGUGGUUGAGCAGCCACACAUUUUGGAAGAGGAACACGCCAAUUUGGAAGAUAAAAGCAGUGAUCCUUGUGUUCCUGAAAUAAGUAUUGCUUGUGAUGAUCCUCUUCAGUCUGUGGCUGACCAGCUUCAGAAAGCUGUUAAAGUAAUAAGUCUUUGGAAGGAAGACCAUAUUUACCUGGGAGAUAAGAGCUAUAAACUAGGCGAUUUUGAAGUAAGUUACGAUUCUGAUGUUCACUUAGUGGUUGAUCAAUCUCCUGUGGCUGUCAAACAAAUAAACUUGCAAAAGAAGGAUCAUAAUGACCUAGAAAAUAAGAACUGUGAACCUACUGUUUCUGAAAUAAAAUGUGAUUCUGGUAUUCAUCUUCAGUUAGAAGUUGACCAACCUCAAGUGGUUUGUAAAGAAAUAAACCAUCAGAGAGUAGCGCAUCUUGGCAUGGAAGAAAAGACUAGUGAUUCUGAAAUAAUGUCUGAUUCUGAUGUCCCUCUUCAAAUAGUACUUAAUGAAGUUCAAGUGUCAGUCAAAGAAGCAAAUCUUCAAAAGAUGCUGUUUGUGGACCUGGUGACCAGUGAUAGUGAUUGUGAAAUGAUUUCUGAUCCUGAUAUCCCUUUUCAGUCAGUGAUUGACUCACCUCAAGUGACUGUCGAAGGAAUCGACUGUAUAAAUGCAAAAAAUUUUGAUUUAGAAGGUGAGUGCUAUGAGUGUUGUGAUUCUGAACUGGGAUAUGUUUGUGAAGCCUCUCCUCGAUCAGUGUCAAACCAAUCCAAAAAGACUUUCAAAGUAGUAAAUCAGAAGAAAGAUUAUAUUAUUCUGGAAGAGUCGGGCUGUGAGUCUUAUGGUUCUGAAAUAAAUUUUCAAAUUGAUGCCGCUAAUCAGUCCAUGACUUACCAAUCACCAGGGUCUGAUAAAAAAAUGUCAAGGUAUAUUGAUACAGAAGAUAAGAGCUGUGAAUCUGGCAGUCCUAAAAGAAAUUUUAAAUGGGAAGACACUUCUCAGUCAAUGACUAAUCAUCCAAAAGAAGCCAGCUUUUGGAAAGAUCUAGAAACUGUAGGUCUAAAAGAUAAGAACUGUGAAUGUAAUGUUUCUGCAAUGGAUUGUAAUGCCUCUUCAGAGUCAGCGAUCCUGCAGAUGGCUGAUGAAGAUAACCCUUUGAAGUUAAAGUAUACAGAUCUCGAAAGUAUGAACUGUGAACCUUGUGGAUCUGGGAUGAAUUUUCAGUGUGAUCCUUCUCUUCAGUCUGACACCGACCAUCCUCAAGAAGUUGUUAAUGAAAUAGACCUAUUUAAGAAGAUGUCUUUUGACCUGAAAGAGAUGAAUCAUGAUUCCCAUUCAAACUCCGUUCCUAAGGUUGACUCUAUAAGGAACCGGAAAAAAGCAAAGGGGGUCAUAGAAGAUAGUACUGAUGAACCAGUUCUUGAAGCCUUGCCUCAUGUCCCUCCUUCAUUCGUGGGGAAAACGUGGUCUCAAAUAAUGAGAGAAGAUGACAUGAAAAUUAAUGCUCUUGUGAAGGAAUUUAAGGAAGGUCGUUUCCACUGUUACUUUGAUGAUGACUCUGAGACCAGGAAAGUAAAAAAAAAAAAUUUGAAUGAAGAAAAAAAGAUUACCUCGGCUGACCUUAAUGACACUGCAUUAAUUCAAGUUCUGUUAGACUGUGAUGAUCAUAUUGAUGACUUUUCAGUAGCCUUAGAUAAACCUAGCCAUCAUCCUACAGAAAAGAGGCCUUAUGAACAAACAUGGCGAGUGGCUUCUCGAUGCCAGGCUGUAAAAGUUAGCCAUGGAACUCAAACCAAUCUCCUGAGUUACCUAGUGACGAAAAGAAUAAGUGGACAAGAAGACUCGCCAACAAGGAAGCGUUUACUUUUACACAACGACAGAAAACCAAAAAAAAUCAAAAUUGGAACAGUUGAAUUUCUUGAAUCAUGUACUAACAUUUUGAAGCCUUUGCACCCCAAUGCCUUAGUCUACGUUCUUUCUUCAAAUAUUAAGCUGAAGGAAGGUGAAUCCUUCAAUUUCUCUAAAAUGAGGCACUGUAUUGACACAAAUGAUCAGGAUUUUAGCAUACAGUACAAAUACAAACAGAGUUCCUUUAAUUAUUAUGACCCAUUGAAUAAACAAAUUGUAAUUACUCCUCCUCUGAACAUAGAAGUACCAGAGUCUGACAGGAAUAACUGGGUUCAAAUUCAUUUUAGUGACAUAAACUCCAGUGCAGGAGAUGAUGAUGCUCAUACACAAAGCUGUACUAUCGUACCUUUUAUGACACUGUCAGUGAGACAUGAAUUGAUGUCACAUGAGGGGGCCGGUGGAUCUUCUGUGUUUCUGGAAAAAGCAGAGAUCUUGAAUUCUAGUGACGUUCUAAAGGAAAGUAAUUUCCAGUUAACUCUUUUAAAUGGUGAUGUUGCCAAAAUCUCGCCAAAAUCAGUUAGAAAUAAGUCUUCAGAAAGUAAAAAGAAAAUUCAGAGAAGGAAGGUGACAACUAAUAAUAAUCCUGGUUUUCCCAAAAUGGUUUACAGACCAAUUAUUCUCCAGCAAAAAACCAGAAUCACUUCAGAAAAACAGUCAAUUUGGAUUCGGACCAAACUAAAUGAUAUAAUUAGAAAGUAUAUUUCAAAAUACUCUGUUUUUUUGCGUCACAAAUAUCAAUCCAGGAGCACUUUUAUUAGAAUGCGUCUUAAGAAGAAAACACCUCAUGUCAGUAAGUUAAAGAAGGCAAAGAGACCAGCCAAAAUGCUUUCGAACUCAGUUCCAUCAGCUGGUUCUGAAGAGAAGUUAAGAGCCAUUGCGAGCUCUUCUCCCAAGCAACCUGUGCAGGAUUCUUCCAGCAGUGCAGGAACUAAGAAGAAUGGUAAUAAAAAACUCCCUAGGAAAAAACAAAGAAAGCGUCCUAGACCUGUUAAAAUAUAUGAUUUGAGAAGUUUAUAUUCUCAGGUGCCAUAUUCUGAUAGAAUGAUGACUCGAUUAUUACACAAAUUGUUAGUUAGUAAGGCAAACUAGAAGCAUUGGUGGUAAAGCUAGUUGAGGAUUCAGAACUUCAGUUGAAAUAUAUUUGGUAUUUAGUGCCCAUAGCUCUCUCAACUUUGGUGAAAAGAUUAACCUUCAACUAUUUUGCUAUAGACAUCAUUUUCAGAAAUUUUAUAUUAUUUUAAAAUUAGUGUUUAAGAUCCUUUUUUUAAGAUUCAAAAGACCCUUUGUCCAUUUGCUAUAGAAGAGCUUCAUCUUAAUUUAUGUUGCAUAAUUUAGCACAGUCUAUAUAAUUUUCUCCCUCAAAUCAUGUUCCUCUUAUUUAUUUUUUAUGAUUGUAUCUCAUGGUCAGCAGGUUAUAACAUUGCAAGAUUGAAUAUGGCAAACAUGAAGUGCUAUCCUAUUUUUACUUUUUAAAAAUUGGAACAGUGACUAUGUACUUAUAUUCAGUGUGUUUCAGAGUGGCAUUGUCAAUAUCGUAUUCUAACUGGAUAAUUGAAAAGAAACUAUAAUAAAUUAUUUCAACUUUUAAGUAGGGUUGACUUAAAUAAUCACAAACAAAAUAUGAUUUACUUUUAAAAGCAUUCCAGAGAAUGAGAUUUCAUAAUCUCUAAUCCAGUGUUAAAAAACUGCCUGGUGAUUUUAUCUACAUAACACAAACUCCUUCUGCUUUAUUUAAAAUGGAUCUGCAAGUCUCUUAACUUUCCACAUUUGGACACAGGAACAUAUACAAUCUCUGUAAUAUACAAUUUCUGUUUUUCUUUAGCAUUAUUAUAUCUUAAGGAGAAAAUGAUCUUGCCAGUGUGACUAUACUUUUUUACCACCUUUAUUCCCCUCCACCUGAAGGGUUGGUGGUUUAAUGUGAAAAUACAGGUUGUAUGGCCUUAUCUCUUAAAAAUAUUUCAGACAUUACCAUAUCAUUUUGUAAUAACUUGAACUGAAACUAUUGGUUUGGUAAUUUGGGCAGACCAUUAAUUGUUGUCAUUAACAGAUUAUUUAUAAUCUUAAUAUUUGAAACGGUCUAAUAAAACUGACAACUUAUGUGGAAGCCCGUUUUGCAAGUGAAAAACUGUAUUUGUUCAUUAAUUUGGUUUUCCUUAAACUUGCUAACUGUCUUAAUAGUUUAAAUAAAAGAUUUUAAGAUACGCAGUUUAGGUCUGAGGUACUCAGAAUAUGUUUAGAUCUUUUAUUCCGGGCACUGGUUCGGCUGGUACAGAUGCAUCCAGUUAUCCUGCUAAGCCGAGGAUUCUGGAUCCUUUUCUGUCAAUAAUGUUAAAGGAAAACAUGAAUUUCAACUAUAUUGUAAAAACCAUAUUUGAUUGAAACUAUAUCAGUGUACCAUGAUUUCAGAGAUAAAAAUGUGUUACCUUAGAAUUAAUGAAAUAUAGUGUUGUAACAGUUGAUUUCUAAAUGUAGUUUUAUUUCAGGGGCCAUUAUUUAACCUGGGGUAUGUUACGAUGGUGUUAUGUUCUAAUUUCUUUACUUCUAAAUUAAAAAGAGUAAUUAUAUUGAAAAAAAUGGACAAAUAGUUAUAUUUUCAGUUGCAAGGCAACUUGAACCUUGCCUCAUAUGCAAACAUUUCCGUUUCCUUUCUUAAAAUAUCACAGUGGGUCAUUAGUUUAAAAUAAUUCCCCAAUUUUAAUUUUGGAGAAAUACUGUCCUACUGAUUAGGAAGUAAACAAGCAGCUAAUACAUAAAAAUACUCUUUUUGUGGGUAUUGGUGUCUUUUUUUCCUAUGAAGUAGACAUAAUUCCCUUAAGUACUCUUAGUAGGUAUGCAUACUUUUAGUAUAAGUUUUAAAAGUGAGAUUUCAUAUGGAAAUAAUGUACCUAUGUAAUUAUGAUGUAUCAUAUCUAUUGUGAUUACAUCAUGCAAAGAGGACAGUUCUUAUAAUUCAAGUGAUUAAAAACUUAAAACAAUUUACUACCUUUUCACAUUGGAAACACUUCUAAGUUCCAUUUUUUUUUUUUGAGAGGAAAAAGGUUUAUAUUUAAAAUUUAUAUUACUAAAAAUAUAAAAAUAAUACAGUCCUGAUGUUUUUUGAAAACAUUUUGGAAAUGUUUACUUAGUUCCUAUAAUCAUUAUUAUUUUAGACAAGCUUGAAAACUUGAAAUUGUGAAAAUUAUCACUUAAAUUAGAAAUGAAUUACUUUCAGACUUUGGUAGGUUACAAGAUGUGCCCCUUUGUCACAAUGCAUUUUGGCUUAAUUUGCAGAUUAGAUAAAACAGUUGGAUGUUUUUUGUGUAUUUAAGAAUGCAUUCAGUUCUUUUAAUAGUGAAAAAUUGAAUUACAGCCACAAUGAAUAUUUUAAUCUUGUACUUGUUCAGUAUCUUGCAUAGAUUUCUAUUAUAAUUGUCCCAAGUUAUACAGUAUGUGGACAAUAUUGUGUAAAGUGUGUUUUGCAUUUGUGCAUUUAAAUUAUUUGUGUAAGUAGGGCUUUGAGUGACACUUUUUUGGUAAAGAGAAACUAUAUUUAAAUAUUCAAACAAUUAUAUAUUUCCAUGUAAAACUAAUGUGAAGACUAAUGUAUUUUUUAUAAUGCAAUUUAAAGAGUAAAUUUGUUUUCAAAGUUAUCAAGAUAAAAUUUAUCAAAUAUUGAAAUUUGUCUCUACUUUCUCAUGUUAGGAACUUUUUCUGGAAAUACUUAAGGAAUUAGAGAAUAAUGAAAACAGAAGUUCAUUUUAUAAAUGGUCUUAGCGAUAAUAAGAGAAUAUAAAUGUUGAUGCUGGUGAGAAAAUAUUGUUUAACCAAAGAUAUACAGGUUAUGCUCAAUGGAGUAGUUAUUUCAAAGGAUUAAAAUUAAACAACUAUUUAUCUGUUUGAUGGAGUGGUGGGUUAGCAACUUUUCACUUUGUAUACCUGUAUUGAAAGAGUCAGUGAACAGGAUUGAGUUCGGGAGGCAGUAGCUGUAUCAUUAUUUGACACCUGCUGGAAGAGAACUUGGAUGCCUCCACUACCACAGUAUAUGUUAUAAAGGACAAGAAAACAUGGAAGAGUGUAUGUAUGUCCCUGAGGUAGGUGCCUUUGGCCUCAGUAGUAGGGGCUUCUGGGGUUUUUGGUACAGGAUUACAUUGUUAAGAUAAAUAACAGCCUACUCUUUAUAAUAAAAAAUUAUCAGAGUAAAAAUAUAAAAUGGAAGUCCAUUGUCCAUAAAGGAAUUUUAUAUAAAUAGAAAAUGUGGACAAUUAAUGAAAAAUCAUGUAAUUAGAGAAUUAUACAUCAAAAUGUCAAUUUAUGAAGAUGGGAGGCUGAGGAAGAAUCUCGACAUUUCCUUAUACUUUAUUUAGGCCCUAAGUAUUAGGGAAAUAAUACAGUUAGUAUGUUUCCUUUGUUCUUACUCUUUAUAUGUAUAGUUAAAAAGUUCUCCCAAUGUAUUUCGAACUAUUUACCUUAAGGGAUAGGCGUAGGAUCAACUAUAGUUUCUUGCUGAAUCUUUAAGUAUGAAUUUACUUUUUUCCUAUGUUUAUAAUUUAUUACAUGCAUUUUUUGACAUGCAUUUUAUUUUUUAAGUUUUUAAGCUGGACGUGUGUGUGUGUGUGUGUGUGUGUGUGUGUGUGUGUGUGUGUAUGUACACAUCUUGAGCCCUUACUAAGUGCCAGGCAUUGUUCUAAGCUUUUAACCUGCAUUAUCUCAUUUGAUCUUCGAAGAGCUCUUAUGACUUAUCUUCUGUAACUGUCGCUAAAUAGCAGAUGAGAAAAUUGAUGCAUAGAGCCUCAAUUUUGGGAUUUCUAAUGAGUCGUUAUUUAUUCUAAUCAAAUGGGGAUUACAGUUAAUCCCCAUUUUCAUCUCCAGUCCCUUUCCACCAGUUAUCUUCUGCCUGUCUGUACAGUUGAGCCUUUUCUGGACAUUUCAUAUAAAUGGUAUCAUGCAAUAUGUGGUUUUUGUGUCUGCCUUCUUUCACUUACCAUGUUUUUGAGGGUUCUUUCAUGUUGUAGCAUGUAUCAGUAUUUUGUUCUUUUUUAUUGCUGAAUAGUAUUUAUAUUUAUAAUUAGUUUUUAAUGAAGCUGGUAACAGAGUGCUGGUUUCCUGAUAACAAAUACAAACGUUAUUGUGCUUGAGGCUGGCUGUUCAUCUAUGCCUCUCAAACCUGUUAUCCUUGAUUACUACCCCUAUUCCGAGACAAACAAGCUAUCUGCCUUUUUGAGUGCUCUUACUGAUACUUGAAUGCUUUAUGCUUCCUAUGUCUUUGAUUCUUAUAUUCCCUUUACUGCCUAUCUUGGCAUUCGUUUUACUGUGCAUAGUGAAUUCUCAUUUUCAGUGUCAACACAUUAGUAUCUUCAGUCCUUUCACAGUGGAUUGCUUGCAGGUAAUCGAACUGAGAAGCGUAUCCAAGCUGCCCAUUAUCCUAAGCUACACAUUCUGUAGCACCAAGAAGUGUUGAUGAUGGUACUUGCCAUGGUGAAACAUUCUUUUUAAAAAUUACUCUCCUACAUAACCACUGUCACAUCAUCACAACCAUUGAUAUGAUAAAAUUAACACUGAUAUAACCCUCUACUCCACAUACCUUCAGAUUUUACCGAUUGUCCCAAAAUAACCUCUGUAGGUCCAGGAUUUGAUACAGCAUCACACACUGUCAUGGCUCUAGUUUCCUUCAGUAUGGAGCAGUUCCUCAGCCUUUCUUUAUAUUUAACAACUUGACAUUUUGAAGUGUACAAAUCAGUUUCUUUGUGGACUGUCUUUCAAUUUGAGUUUGUCUAAUGUUUCUUUAUGAUUAAGCUUUUUGUGGGGGGGUGCAAAAAUUUUGUGGACUUCUCAGUGUAUCAUAACAGCAACCAUGUGAUGUCUGUUUGAAUAAA